Molecule: messenger RNA, 9054 nt
Organism: Bursaphelenchus okinawaensis
Lineage: Eukaryota; Metazoa; Nematoda; Chromadorea; Rhabditida; Aphelenchoididae
Source: the annotation of a GenBank genome assembly
AUGCUUCGGUUUGGGUCUUCUCGGUUAAACCAACGGUAAGGUUUUACUUUCUUUUUUGAGGUUUAGGUGUGGCAAAGGUUUGAAAAAAAGCCCCAAAUCUAUUUUUAACUUUAACGUUAAGUUUUUUAAAUGUCAAAGCGUGGGAGGUCUGGUGACAUAGAUAAUAUGCGAUGAUUACAAAUUAAAAAGCUUUACCUACAAAGUAUAUCUCUGGUUUUAUACAGGUUGAUCGUCCGAUAUGCGACGUAUUUACCGACUGCAGCUACUUCAAAACCGGGUUUGAAUUCUAUUGCCCAUGCUCGAUUUCCACGACGUUCUACUGGUCACAGGGCGUCUCCGGCUUUGUUGUCUGCUCUGAACCAUCAGAAGGUGUUGAUUGAACGACACAGGGAUGCAGUUGAAGCUUUGGAUACCUCUAAUAUUUUUAACUUAACUGAUGGGUAAAUUUUAAGCAUUCAUGUUAUUUUUUGGCGUUUUAUGUUAUGUUAUUUGCUGCAAUUAGAAAGUUUAUUGUUUUUGAAGAUUUUCUUGUUUAUAUCAAUAUUUUAAGCAUUUAUUACGGUUUUUAAUGUUAAUGUGAUGUUUAGGAUAGAGUUUACUGAAUUUAUUGGCUCAUCAGUUUUGAAUGCGGUUAAAAAUUUGGUGAAAACUGACGAAAGUAAGCUGAACUCAUUGACUGAUGCUAGAUUGUCGAUAUUGUUGUCUGUUGUACAAGUAAAGUCGGAGCUUAAUGUGGAAAAAGCAAAACGAUCUGAGUAUCUUCAUUUUAUAUGGCCAAAGAUUUUGUCUUCUGAAAGUAAGUAGUUUUGCUUAUGUUUUUUGGUUUUAGGUAUGACCGAGGAAGUUAUUUGAUAAAAUGGGUUGAUUUUGGCUAAUUUUGUGAUUACUUCUAACAUUAUCUGCUCUUAAUACUCAGUAAAUGUUUAGAUUUUGGUAUUGAAUCAUUGAAUGCCUAUUUGGAGUCAAAACUUUACUUGGGAGAGACGUUUUCUUUGACUGAUGUGUUGGAUAUCUUGGCCGAGAAGAAGAUUCAAGCUAACGGACAAACUUACGAAUGUCUGGUGGCUGAAGCUAAUGUCCAAGGGAAUCUACAGGCUAUUUUGUAGGUUUUUAGUUAACGAACAAUUGGUUGCACGUUCUUUUAAGUUAGAAGCUGAUUUCGGAACUUAUUUUAGAUGUUUUUAGGUUUUGUCUAAUUUUUUUGAAGUUUUCAUAGACAAAUUUUUAAAACAUGGGCAUGUUAGGAUAGGAGAAUGUUGUCGAUGUCUUUGAGAACAACAUCGUUAGGUAUCAUACCUAAUUUUCAGUGAAAUCAUCAAAGAAAUGAAGGCCAAUAACUGCCCAUUGUCUCAAAAAGCCAUUGAGAACUGGGUGGAAUGUUUGGCUUUGAAAGAUGCGAAAAAGGACUUUAAAGCUGUUAUCAAUGCCUUCAAAGCCACGCUGGAUCCUUUCCGGUUGUACAUGUCAGCAGCUGUUGGACUAGCCAGGGCUGGGAAGGGCUUAGAAGCUACUUCUGUUCUUAUUGAUCUACCAUCAGCUGAAACCAAGGCUACAGAAAGCAACGUAGACAUUGUGUUAAAGUUGUUCAUUUGUCUGGUUGAUAAUGGAGUUAAGGCAGCUGCUGAUAUGGUAUGUCUUUUUAUUUGUGAAUUUGAUUUUUAGGUAACAAUUUCAAUUUUUUUAAAACUUUUGAAUUUUAGGUACGACAAUAUUUACCAGCAGAGCGUCUAACCUUCCUAAACCAAGGUUUAUUGCGUCGUGAAGUUCUGAAACUGUUGAAGGAGAACAAGCCGAUUGAAAGAGUGAUAGAGAUGAUUGAACUGGUCGAAGAAGAUAAAGCUGUCAAAUAUGGUCUCAUCAACUACGGGUCUUCGCUUUUCCUUGAUGAAUAUGAUGACACUUUGAAAAAGGGACUUAAUGUCGGUUUUUUGAAAGAUUUAAUAAUUUUUAAGAAGUAAAACAUAAAAAGCGAAAAAUGUAGUUUAGGUAACAAAUUUUUAACUUUAGGUAGAGAGUUUUUAAUUUUAGGUAACAAACUUUUUAUUCUAGCUAACAAAUUUUUAAUUUUAGGUAACAAUUUUUUGAUUUUAGGUAACAAAUUUGCAAUUUUAUGUAACAAAUUUUCAAUUUUAGGUAAACCACGUAACAGAAAAAGUGUUGCUAUGGACAGAAGCUCUAAGAAACAGUGGACUAAGCGAAACGCCUCUAGCUGAUUUGAUAUACUCAGCCCAAGUUAAGCAAGCUCCAAUCAAAGACUUCUACAAAAUCUUUAUACAUUCAGAAGAAGCCAAGAAUUUAUUGUCGGACGAGAACACGCACCGAGCUCACAUAUUGGUACCACUGCUAAAUGAAAUUGCCAGGAAGGUAAGGGUUUGCUUAAAGUAUAGCUUUAUCGUGUUAUAUGGCUUUGUCAUAUUAGUUUGUUUAAAUAAUUCUGGGGCUUCUAACUCCGAAAAUUUGCAUUUUUUGGGGAGCACAGGAUUUUUUGAAAAGCUUAGGAAUCCACUGCAGGCUUAAUUCUAUAGCUUUUUUAUGGUUUUGGCCAAAACAGAACAGUAAAUGUAAUCAUAUAAGUCAAAGACCAAAUAAAGAACGUAAAAAACAGCAUCAAUAUUACCCAUGUUUAUAAAAAUGCAGUUUUAUACCCAAAUUUCAUGGAAAAACAAAACUUUUGCCAAAAGUGAAUUCAAACGGAAAAAGGUUUAAUUCGCUUUUUGGAUAAUAGCUGAUGGACUGUUACGUACCAGGACGCCAAAAAAUAUUUUUAAAUUUAAAUUUUGUUUUGGUUAUUUUACAGAAAAGUUAGUGCACUUUGUCAUCUUUGAACGUUUGUUUGUAGGCUUUUAAACUGAUGAGUUUAGGCUUAUUUUUGAAGGAAAUUAAGGGUUUUUUUCAUAUUUUGUUUAAGACCGUUAUUAGGAUACUUGAUAAAAUUAUAGUAACUAUUAGGGUAAUAGAUAAAGACAGGUUCAUUAUUGUAAAUAGUAGUAGACGCAGGUUUUUUGGUGGGGCAUGAAGAUUAUUAGGGGUAGAUUUUCUUAGGGUUUUUGUAAAAAAUAAUUAAGAGUUGUAGAAAAGUCUUUUGUGUGUUGAUUUUUUAAAACUGUUUAAUUGAUGCCUCUGAUAUUAAUUAAUGUAUAAUUUCAGCUACCAGAAUCUAAAGUAGGAGAUCAAGUGUUCGAAGACUUGGUUUUCCUAAUCAAGAACAUUAACGUAUCUCAGAAUAUAUCAUUGGUCGAAAAGUUGGCUGCUAAAGGUAAGCUUUUUUUUUGAAUGUACGGUUAUCGUCACUUCAUUACUCCAUAAAAUGUUCAGCUUUCCGUCAUUGCUACGUUGAAAGUUAUGAAAGUGCAAAGUUUUUUGUAAGAAAUUAGUGUGAUAUCUUGGUUACAGGGACUUCGCUACGGAUUUUCUCUGGGGGAGGGGAAGGUCGAAAAAAAUUUUCGUCUACAGGUAGACGUGGACUGAUUUUUCAAAAAUUUUUUUUUCGUUUUUUUUUGCGUAGAGGUACCUUACCCCUUUCUCCAGACGACGUUCCUGCUUGGUUAUAAGGACAGAUUUGGACUAUCACUUAAUUGUUAUACUAAAGAGGUUUGACUGUAAAUACUAAAGCUUAAGUUUAAUACUUACAUUGUUAAAGUUGUAAGGCCGCAUGGUCAAAGCGGCUGCUUUUAUUUUUUUAAGAACUUUAUGUACUUCUUCAAUCUUUAGUUUUUGUAUCUAAUUUUUGCAAAAAAAUGACAUUUAUUUCUGAAAGCCGGAAGUUGAAAUGACCAAAACCUUCUUUUAUUACCUAAAAAAGUAGACGUAAAAGAAAGACGGUUAAAAAAUGCAUGAACUGUACUACUGAAUGGCCGAGUUUAUGUGGUUUUGAAUGGAGGUCAAAGUAUUUUUGGCUAGCUUUUAUAUUAAAACAUUGUAGUGAAUAUUAUCCAUUGAAGAUGUCUUACGAAUAAGUCUUUUGGCAGUGGCUGCUUUCAAUUUAAAAAAAACAUGAAGGGUGAGGCUGGCUUUGUAAAUUUUGUGAGGGCAAUAUAUUAGGUUGUUCAAAUAAUUAUGUGCUUUCUAACUCUAAAAAUUUUUUAUGAGGAAGAGCAGAUUUAUUUGGACAAUACCUUACUUGCCGUUGCCUUGUGACAGAUUUUGAAACGUUAAAACAAAGUACUAAAACUAAAAGUCAUAAAAGUACAAGAAGGAAUUGGGCCUAAUCGGUAAAGAAGCCUUUACUUUAUAUUACACUACUUCUGGUUCAGUAAAUUUAAAUUGAGAAGAUGUUCGUUUGAGCAUUUUUUGGAAUGGCAUUUUGCAGUGAAAUCUUUUUAGUAUGAUUCUCGAUAGUGUGAUGCCCUCUUUUUGUAAUAGGACUCCUAUCAAAAAGUACCUGGGUAGUGUGACACCCUGGUUAGAAGGGCAGGUUUGGACUAGUCUCUUGUGUGGCUUAAUCUCUUUGGUGUGACAAGGGACUGGUCUAAACAUCUUCUCAUAGCCAGGCUUUCACACUACCCAGGUACUUUUUGAUAGAGGUUCUGUUACGAAUAACAGCUAAAAAAUGUCAUUAUAAGGAGGGUGUCACACUAUUGAAGGUUAUAUUAAAGAGGUUUCAUUGUAUUUACAAAUUUUACAUUAGUUUCAUAAUAUACAGUACAAUAUAGUCUAUGUUUUUUUUUGUAAAAUACGUGUUUUGCUUUUUUUUAAAUUUUGAAAAGAAGCAUGUUGAACAUAAACAGUUUUUAUCCUCUAGUCUUCCUAUCUUUUUUCCUUAUUUUGAAUCAAAGCCAUACUCAGAUUUUACGGCCAAAAAGGAACGGCCCAACGUGCCAUUUAUUACCCAGCGUUAAUUGCACGCCGGCUCUUAAAUUUACCGCUUUUAUUUUAUUUUGAAUGAAGUUCCGCCCGAUUUGGAUGUGUUUUUGAUAGCCAGACAGGUUUUAAACGGAGGGAUAAACAGCAUAAGUAAUUGGUUCUGAAAAGGUGCCAUAAUAGGAAAGAGGGGUUUUGACAGAAUUGGAUGAAUAUUGUUAUAGGUGGUUGGUUAUUUGGUUGGAGACCAAAUAGGUGUUUAAUCGUUUGGUUGUUUUGGAAUGAGUGUGAUGGGAAAUUGUAUUUUAAAAAUAAUACCGGUUUAGACAGGGCUGGAGUGAGUAAGGUAGAGCGGGGUGAGUUAAGGGGAUAGUAAUUAGGGCCGGUUAGGAUAGAGUAAAGUAGGGCAAGGUAGGUUAAAGUAUGGUAUAAUAGGGCAGUUUGGAGUAGAGUACGGUAAGAUACAGUAUGUUAGAGUGGAGUAGAGUAGAUCAAGGUAGUGUUGGGUAGGAGAGUAGAGUACGGUAGAUUAGGGAAGGGUGGAGUAGGGCUGGGUAGAGAUAUGCAAGAGUGCACUGCACUAUUAAAAACUAUGAAAAUAUGAAUUUUAGCCUUUUGAUGGCAUUUUAAAACGUUUGAAUUUAGGUAUCAACUACAUAAAAUCAGUGAUUGCAAAAACAAAUCAGCCGUUUGUCAACAGUGCGUUAGUAUACAACAUGUUAAACUAUGAACAAUUGGAUCGUCUCAAGGAGCUGAUGACAGUGUAGGUUUAGAACAUAAAAUUUUAUUUUUUUUUGAUUUUUGAAUUUUUUAAAAAAAUUUAAAUUUAAAAAAUAUUUUGAGAUUUGUCAAGUUUUUAAAAUUAAAUUUUUUUAAUAAGUAAUGCAAUUUUCAGGACUAAAGACGAAAAGGAGAUGAAGUUGGUGAUCAACAGAGUCAUCAACCCAUUAAUGAGGAUACUCAAGUCCAACAAGUUUGAGGAGAAAGAUCUGUCAACUAUCGCCAAGAUCAUCUCACUUGGCUUUAACUGUGGGUUUUAAACUAACUUUAGCAUUUUUUCCAUUUAUGUUUUUUGGGAUAAUAAUUAUGUUUUAUGUUGUUUGUAGGUAUAGUAUAUAUUAGUAUUGUCAGAGCGACACAAAAAAAUGUUUGUCAUCUAUUUUUUGAGCUUUAUAUGGUCAAGAACGACAAGACUUUUGUGACUUUUUUGUAUAAUUAUUUUGUAGAGAUAAGUAAUGUUAUUCUGUUUCAGCCGGCGACAAACAAGGUCAAACACCGGGCGGUGAGGCUAUAGCCUCAAUCCUGGCCGCUUCAACGAUUCCGGAUAACCGAGUGGAAAAAUUGGUCAGGCUGCUGGUCGAUGAACCUAAAGUUACUAUCGGAGGUGGUGAAGUAAGGUUUUUAUCAGGAUUUUGAGGUUUUUGAUUUAAAAUUAUUCAGACGCCUCAAAAGGUUUGGCAAUGGAUUUUGGUCUUAAGUUUAACUUUCUAAUUUAAUCCAUUUUUAGAUCACAAGAAUCGAAGCCAAGCUGAGAGAAGUCAACCUACCUCAACGUGCCGUCCUAAUCAAAUACCUAAAACGAAAGUCCACCGCUUACCAACGAUGGCAGAACACAGAGAGACUGGAAGAACUAAUAGAAGAAUCCGAAAAGCUGGAAGCCACAAAAGACGUGCCAACUGGAGUGCUGGUCAGCCUCUACGAAGUGAUAUUGAGAAAAUCGGUGGAGAAGAAGGAUGUGGACACGAUUGUCACUGUUCUGCCAAGGUUUUACAAAAAAGAAAAGGAGGACCAAAGCACAAAGAUCUUCAAGGUCAAGAUCUUCGAAGCUCACAACUACGCUUUUGUCGAGAAUUUGAAUCGGGAGGCUUGGGAAGCGGCCGACUCGCUUUGGAAUAUGAAGUGAGUACUAUACCUCUAAGCAUCUUUUGGGCAGCUUUAGUGAGCGUGUACAUGUUCUUUUAAUAAAUCUUUUUUUUAAAGCAAAGCCUAACAUAAUAUUAGAAAAAAUGGGAAAAAUAUAAGGAUGUUCAAUUAAUUCUGUGCUCUCUAUCUAUUAAAGCAAAUUUUUGAGCUUAGGGGCACAGAAUUAUUAAGACGAUUUAGUAGUUAAAUUUCAAUUUGCAGACCCCUACGAAACGUAGAAACUGUUCUACUGUACGCUUUAACACUAUGUAGAAGACAGAAGAUUGAAGAAGCACAUGAAGUUCUCAAGACCAUAAAAGCAGCCGCUUUGAAUCUGCAGCCUUAUAACUUUAAUAAUGUAAGUAGUGCGCUUAAAGUAUAGUAUUUAAUUGGUUGGCAAUUAUUUUACAACACUUACAUAGUUACCUAAACGAGGUUUUUGAGGUUUUUUUAAACAAAUUUUUUAGAGGGAUAAAUGAAGUCUUGUCGUUUUUUACAACGUUUUGCGCGGUUAAAAGCGACAUGACUUUUUUUUGAUUCAGUGAAACUAUGUAUUCCUUGGCUUUUAGAACAGUACUUGUCUAGAAUGAAAGAACAUAUACAUUGGCCGGUAGCUAUUUAGAGGAAAAUGAAUUUACACGGAGAACUCUUCUUGUCUAGGAAUAUUUAGCGUACUGUAACUUGUUAGCUAUGGUCAGCAGAUUGUGAAAAUAGUUUUUACUUUUUAUGAUCUUUUAUCUUAUAUGAGCCAUUUGCUAAACGCCGAGGGAUAGUUGGUGCACUUUCCUCAUAAGAGCAUCGUAUUGUUCUUGGAACUUGCUGAAAUAAUCUUUCAGUAAUUUAAACAUGAAAUAUUCACUUAGUUUUCAAUAUAAUUUAAGAUCGCCGGCUCACAAGUAGUGAAAGCGGCCGAGGAAUCGGAGAUCGAGCAGUUCUUGAAGUUGCUAACAAAAGAGUUCAACAUUAAGUCAGCGUGGAAGGGACGCCUGAAGGCAGAGGUCAAAAUGAACAAGCUGAGAAGUUUAAUCGAGAAGAAACAACUUGACGAAGCUUUCAAUUUGUCAGUUGAUACCUCAAAGGAAUGUGGAUAUGCAUUUGGAGCUUAUGAACUCAUGAAUCAGGCUUUGGAGGUAGGGUUUAUUUUAAAAUGGCAUUUUUUGAAAAAUUUAUAUAAAUUUUUAAAAAUUAACUUUCAGAUAGAAGAUCAAGCCCUGAUCAAGAAGCUGAAGAACCUCAUCAUCUCAGUCGAAGACAUCAACACCUUUGUCAUCACUUUUGGCGUAUGUUUGCUGGAAAGAGGCGACAAGAGAGGUGCAGAGCUCCUAAAGAAGAAGAUAGAGUAUAUUCCAUCGAAGAAGCUAACAGAGCUCACAAAACGACAGGUCGGUUUGAAGAAUGCAGAGAUCAUGCACCUCUUGUUUAACAUAUUCAACAAACCAGAGAACUCGGCGUUGGAGCUGGAAGAUUUGAUGCGAAAUGCCGCGGAUUUGUAUGGUAAGGAUAAUAUAUAAGGAUAAUGUAAAGUUAAGAUUGUUAAAUAGGUUUAUAUAUUUAUAUUAGGAUGGUUUUUGUAUUGUUUUGGCUAUUAUUAGGUUUUUCAAAUAAUUUUGAGCUACUCUCAAUGAAAAUUUUCGGGGUUAAGGGGCGCAUAAUUAUUUGAACAACUUAAUAAGUAAAACUUGAUUUAAAUACCGACAAUUGUGAAAUAAAAGCAUUUUUUUAGUUAGUAGACGCUUUAAAAGACUUUUCGUUAAUUUACUUUGAUCAGCGAUGUCAUAAACGACAAGACUUUUGAAAAGCUUAAUAAAAGCUUUAAAAAUGAGAUUUUCAGAAAUGUUUAUUUAAUGGAGGUAUAGUAGAACUUACAGUAAUGAUAAAAAAGCCCUAUAAUUAUUUUGUAACACAUAACUCUUCGUAUAAGUUAAAGUAUUACCAUCAAUAAGGAACCAACAAUUCAAAUUGUUUUCAGAACGCCAAAGCAAUUUGGACGGCUUAAAACGGCUGUAUGAAGAUGCCAAAUCCUCUUCAAUGCCCUUGAAUGCCAAGAUUAGAGUGCAGUUCGAAAGUUCAAUCAAAAAAGUAAGUCUACGGUCGUUACAUUGUAAUAUGGUAUAUAUGAUAUCAAAUAUAGUAAAGCUUGGCAAUAAUUUCCAAAGUUUUGAUAAUUUGAAAAGAUAAUAAUAUUAGUACGUUCACAUAAUUCUGUGCUCUCCGACCCAGAAAAUUUGCUUUGAGAGGGGCACAGAAUGAUGUGAACAAAGUAAUAGAACAGCUAUAAUAUUUUUUUUUCAGCUAGAAUCAACCGCCAAGCCUUCAGAAGCCCACAAAGAGCCAGUAGAAGCCAAACUGUAA